CCUCUGGUUCAAUUAAUCUUCUCUAAUUCUUGUUUCAAAUUUCUGGUCCUAUCAUCUUCCUUGUUUUUAUUCACCCAAUCACCAAACCCAACAUGUAUUCAAGCAAUUUCCAUCAACCAUCCUCUCAAUUUGGUUCUCCAUCUUCAUCUCCUCAUUAUGGCGAGUUUUUAGGUUUCUACAAAUGUGGUCUUCGACCAGUUAAAAGAACUGCUAUGACUCGAUUGAACUAUGGACGCAGAUAUCUUCUCUUUGCUUUGGUUAUAUCUGUUGCUCUUCGAUCAGUUUGCUGUGCUGUGCUGUGCUCUGCUUUGAUGAGGAAUCUGAAGGAUGGUGAGGAAGUCGGCCAUACCUGUGGACUGUUCUGUAAUGAUCCAUGUGAAUUGAAAUCUAGUUGCAAUUUUUUCAUUUGGUUUGAUGAUGACUUUGAUUCUCGACCUAAGUUUUGGAUAACAUAUUGCUGGGAUAAAGAGCAAGCACUGAUGAAUGAGAUUUUACAAUUGAAAAAGGAGAACUUGGACCUGCAUAGAGAGAUUGAUGGUUUGAAGAAUUUGAACUAUGAAAUGGAAAACAAAGUCAGUGGGAUUGAGACAAUUGCUUCAAGUUAUUUGAAGCUGAAAAAGUGUUUAAUUUGUUGUAUCUUCAUAAUUGCUCUUUUGGCAAUUAAAUUUGCAGGGUAAUUGGUCAUAGUCUACUUUUGUAAUAGGUGAUGAGCAAGUGUAAUAAUAUGUGGUGCGGACUGCUUUUGUAAUUAUCUGACUACUUGUUGUAAAUAUGACUCCUAUUGUAAUUGAUUAGCUUAUGAAUGAAAUAUGACUUUUCUG
This is a messenger RNA of Rubroshorea leprosula, 821 nucleotides long. Lineage: Eukaryota; Viridiplantae; Streptophyta; Magnoliopsida; Malvales; Dipterocarpaceae. The record is from the annotation of a GenBank genome assembly.